GUUCGACUGCACGCCCCAGCCGGCAGCCUGCUGCCCCGACUGGAUGGCGAGACUCCCCGAUGCCCUGCCUCUCUCCCGCCUCUCCAUCCCUGGCACCCACGACUCCCUCAGCCUGUUCGGCGGCCGGCGCCUGCGGUGCCAGAGCUGGGGCCUGGAGGCUCAGCUGGCAGCCGGCAUCCGCUUCCUGGACGUGCGCUGCAAGCUGGCGCGGGGCGAGCUCCAUGUCUACCACCUCUGCACCUUCCAGCGGGCCAGCCUGCGGGGGGUCCUGCGCCGCACCCUGCGCUUCCUCCGCGCCCACCCCGGCGAGGCCGUGCUUAUGCGCAUCAAGGAGGAGCUGCCCAUCUUCCCCCGGCCUGGCUUCGCCGCCCGGCUCCACCGCUGCUUGCUGGAGGAGGGACGGGGCCACGUGUGGUGCCGGGAGGAGGUGCCGACGCUGGGGCAGGUGCGGGGGAAGAUCGUGGUGCUGGAGGCGCUGGCGCGGGAGGUGCUGGGCAUUCCCUACGAGCAGCUGAGCAUCAGCGACGCCUGGAACGUGCUCUCGCUGAAGCGUAAGUGGGUCCGGGCGCGGCGGCACCUGGAGAGGGCGGCCGGCGGGGACCCCGCCACCAUGCACCUCACCUUCUGCUCUGGUAACGGGCUCUUCACCUGCCCCGAGGAGGUGGCCCGCUUUGUGAACCCCCGCUGCUACCAGCACCUGCGGCGCCGGGGGGGGCAGCCCGUGCGCUGGGGGGUGGUCAUCAUGGACUUCCCUGGAGCAGGGCUCCUCCAGCUCAUUGUGGAGAGCAACGCCCCACGGGCCGGCGGGCACUCGACGGUGGCCCCUGGCACCCCCACGGCAUCCUUACAGCACCCCCGUGGCAGAGGGGAUGGGCGUCGCAGCCGGCACAGCUCCGCUCACUGCCCGCGCCGGCGUCCAUCGGGACGGACGCUGCUCCCGGCCCCACGCCUCUGCCGAAGGACGUCAGCUCCCGUAGAGCGAAAGCGGGUUUCUAGCUCUUGCUGGGCGCCGGGAAGUCUUCGCGUGACAACGGUGUGACAGCAGCGGAGGCAGCAGAGGAGGGUUGGUGGCUGCGGUUGGAGCCAGGCAGCCCGGGCAGCUGCCCGCUGCUCUCCCCUGAGGAGCCAGGGGCUUGCCCCAAAAGUCAGGACUGUUAGAGAGAGGCAGCUUCAGCAGGCGCCGCUGACCCUGUGCACAGAGAGUUGGAUGGUCACGGCAGCGGCAAUUCAGAUGGGGCUACCCCGUCCCCGGGGUCGCACACCCAGGGGAUGCUGCGCAGGGCAAAGCCCGGUGGUUUGCAACAGCGCGGGCAGCAUGGACACGGCAGUUUGUAGAUCCACAAAAGCAAAGUGGUUGAGACGUAAGAAAGACCUUAAAACGUACGCUGUGCCAGAGCCUGCUCUACCUGCGGAAAAUAAAUCAGCAAUUUAAAUAGUCGCAGUGCACAGUAGCUCUUUGAAGCAGAGAGAUAACCGAGACCCCAGGGGAGAAAGCAUCAAACUGCUGGCUGCACUGAAGCAGAGAUGUGAGAAGGAGAAGAAGAAAGCUCAGCCCUGGCCUGCCAAAAGGUGAAGAGCGUCCUCAAGGAUGCCUCUGUCUCGAGGGAAAAUGCAGCUGGGCUCAGUGCCUGCCGGAGGGGAUGCCGCAGGAUUUCCUGGCUGGAGGAGAGACAUUGUUUGCUCCAUGGGAGCUGGCCCUGGCUGGAGACACCGCUCUUGGGGCUGGCUGAGUUUGUUCAUGCACUGGCUCCGGGCAGGCUGCGGCAGCUCUGCUUGGGGAGCAGAGGAGGACAGAGCCCAUGCUGCAAAGAGCAGGAUGGGAGGGGAGCAGGCAAUAGCCCACAGGGGGUGAUGGAGGUGACGAAGAGAGGAAUCUGUCUCUGGGCUUGCUUUGUGAGACGGGAGAAGAUUGAAAUCUCUGCAUUAAACCAGACACGAGACAGAAGCACUGGUGUUGUCCAGGGUGCCAGGUGGCCUGCUCCAUCGGCUGCCAAUGCCUCCACCACCUGGGCUGCCCCCCACGCCAAGCCAGCGUGACAGCUCUAGGGAUAAUUCUUGUGCUGGGAAGACAGGUGCCUUCGGGGGGCAGGCUGUGUGGGUCGGUGGCGUGUCCCAGCCUUCCAGGGAUGCACAGUGCUGUGGGGAGCCGGGCAGGGUGCAGGCAGAGCAAUAGCAGUUCCCAGGAGCAGCCCUGCAGGCUGGGUGGUUCUGCUCUUGCUUAGGGUAAGGGAUGGCUACGGGGCUGUCCCUGGAUGCAGCACAUCCCUGGAGCUGCACCCCAGCACUCCAUACGCACCUUGUGCCCUGGCUCGCUGGCAGGGCAGAGGCGCUGCUUGGGAUUCCCAGGGAGGGCAGAGCCGCUUGUUUACUGCCUACCACACAAGCGGUGAGAUAACUUCAGCGUUAUCUGCACCCCCGGCAUCCUGCUUGGCGAACCCUUAUCUGUGCCACGCACAUGUUGCUGCUGCCAGGCGCCAGGGAGCCAGCAGGCAGUGCGGGCAGGGGUACCCAGCUGGCAGCGGUGCCCGGUGAAAAGGCUCUCC
Haliaeetus leucocephalus (bald eagle) is the source of this 2543-nucleotide messenger RNA. RefSeq lists its product as uncharacterized. The transcript is spliced from 2 exons. Lineage: Eukaryota; Metazoa; Chordata; Aves; Accipitriformes; Accipitridae. The record is from RefSeq and is a predicted model, not a curated record. Gene Ontology annotation, molecular function: phosphoric diester hydrolase activity. Bases 44 to 1039 code for a protein of 331 amino acids. Gene Ontology annotation, biological process: lipid metabolic process.